AUGAGCUCGUCGCGAUACGUCGAUACCGUGCCGGCGCCGGACCCGGAGUUAGUCAAGGAGAAAAGAGUGAUCGUCCUUAGUUACAGCCGCUCCGGCACACUGGGCCUCUGCAAUGCGAUGCAAUUUUUGGGCUACAAGCCCUAUAAUAUGCACCAGGUGGUACAGAAUGGAUAUUCCCACAUCAAGAUGUUCAGCGAGGCCUUGCAGAUAAAGCGGACGGGCCAGGGCAAACCUUAUUCUCGGCCCGACUUUGACAAGUGGAUGUGGAAUUACGACGUCCUCACGAUUGUGCCGUGCUACCUCACCGAGGAGAUUGUCCAGGCUUACCCGGAUGCCAAAUUCAUCCUGACGGUGAGAGAGCCCGAGAAUUGGGCCAAGUCGGUAUGGAACACCAUCGGCCUGCUCGCUGCUCGGGCGCACAGCUUCCCCGCGAAUUUCUAUAAGUACUUUGACCUAGCGGACCUGCAAUUCAGCAGGUUGGUGGAUUUGAUUUUCCAGACCAUCACCCGAGGGUAUGGGCGAACUGAGGCAGGCUAUCAGGCGGCGAUGAAAGAGUAUGAAGAAUAUAAUGCGCGGGUCAAGGAUCUGGUUCCAGCAGACCGAUUGCUCAUUGCCAAACUGGAAGAAGGACUUGGCUGGGAACAGAUAUGUCCUUUCCUGGAGGUAGACAUUCCUGAAGUCCCUUAUCCUCGCAUGAACGAUACGAAGCAGUUUCAGGCGCAAGUUUCGAAAAUAUGUGCAAGGGGAAGAAGAAACGCCUUGUCGCUGAUGGGGGCGCUAAGCGCUCUCGCCAUUGGCGUUUGGUCCGUAAGACGUUGA
Messenger RNA from Xylaria bambusicola, 819 nucleotides. RefSeq names its product P-loop containing nucleoside triphosphate hydrolase protein. Bases 1 to 819 code for a protein of 272 amino acids. NCBI's taxonomy places the organism in Eukaryota, Fungi, Ascomycota, Sordariomycetes, Xylariales, Xylariaceae. The transcript is spliced from 5 exons. The record is from RefSeq and is a predicted model, not a curated record.